Messenger RNA from Plasmopara halstedii, 813 nucleotides. RefSeq lists its product as uncharacterized. Bases 1 to 813 code for a protein of 270 amino acids. The transcript is spliced from 2 exons. NCBI's taxonomy places the organism in Eukaryota, Oomycota, Peronosporomycetes, Peronosporales, Peronosporaceae. The record is from RefSeq and is a predicted model, not a curated record.
AUGCGUCAUCGGGGCCAAAUUGAAGUCGGCCCCACACUGAAAAAACAAAGCGUUUUUCAUUCCAGUGGUCAAAUAAACUCGCUUUCAGGGGGUCAACAAUAUCAACGGCUCACUGGUGAUAUCGGACUCAAUGGUGGAGUCAAAGUCAGUGGUGGCGUUAUCAAAACUGGUGUCGGAGUCAGUGGCGGCGCCGGUACUGGUGGAGUCGUUAUCAACGGGAGUAUCAGUAACAAAACUGAAGUCGGCGUCGUCCGCUGCACCGGAACAAAUGACAGCGUUGGAGUCAUGGGUGGUGUCGUACUGACUGCGGGAGUCAAAGUCAGUGGUGGUGUUGGAAUCAAUGGUGGAUUCAAAGUCAGUGGUGGUGUUGGCAUCAAUGGUGGAGUCAAAGUCAGUGGUGAUGACGUUAUUAAAACUGGUGUCGGAGUCAACGGCGGCGCCGGACUUACUGGUGCAGUCGUAGUCAACGGGAGCAUCAGAAACAACACUAGUGCUGGGAUCGGUCGAUGCACCGGAACCAAUGGCAGCGUUGCAAUCACCGGUGGUGAUGGAAUAAAUGGUGGAGUUAAAGUCAGUGGUGAUGUCGGACUCAAUGGUGGAGUUAAAGUCAGUGGUGGCGUUAUCAAAACUGGUGUCGGAGUUAGUGGCGGCGCCGGACUUACUGGUGGAGUCGCAAAAAACGAGAGCAUCAGUUACAACACUGAAGUCGGCGUCAUCCGCUGCACCGGAACCAAUGGCAGCAUUGCAAUCAAUGGUGGUGUUGGACUCAAUGGUGGAGUAAAAGUCAGUGGUGAUAUCGGACUCAAUGGUUGA